This is a messenger RNA of Poecilia latipinna (sailfin molly), 4283 nucleotides long. It is a transcript of the gene syngr3a, whose product is annotated as synaptogyrin 3a. The transcript is spliced from 4 exons. NCBI's taxonomy places the organism in Eukaryota, Metazoa, Chordata, Actinopteri, Cyprinodontiformes, Poeciliidae. Bases 16 to 930 code for a protein of 304 amino acids. The record is from RefSeq and is a predicted model, not a curated record. Gene Ontology annotation, cellular component: synaptic vesicle membrane; neuromuscular junction.
UUAAUUUAAGCACAGAUGAAUACAUUUACAUCUGGCAGCUCUCUUUCUCUCUCUCCCUCUCUCGCCCGUCUUUGGUGCUCGUCCCCGCGCCACUGGGAGCGCGCAGGACCCGUCCCUUCAGCAGCGCGCAGCAGCGCAUCCAUCCUGCCGCGGAGCCGGGUGAUCGUGGAGCCGCACAGAGCGCACACACCGAGAGAGAGAGAGAGAGAAAGAGAGAGAGACACACACACACAGAAGAUGGACGGAGUGGGAUCGUUCGGAGCGGGCCGAACCGGGACCGCUGUGGACCCGAUCACGUUCGCCAAGCAGCCGCAGACCAUCCUGAGAGUGCUCUCCUGGAUAUUCUCCCUGGUGGUCUUCGCCUCCAUCGUGAACGAGGGUUACGUCAACCUGGGCAGCGAGCGCCUCCACUGCGUCUUCAACAGGAACGGCGACGCCUGCAACUACGGCGUGUUUGUGGGCCUGGUGGGCCUGCUGGCGUGCUCCUUCUUCUUCCUUCUCGACUACAAGUUCUCCUCCAUCAGCUCGGUCAAAGACAGGAAGAAGGCUGUGAUGCUGGAGAUUGGUUUCUCAGGUUUUUGGACCUUUCUGUACUUUGUAAGUUUCUGCUUCCUAGCCAAUCAGUGGUCUCGGACCAAAGUCAACGAUCUGCCUCUCAACCAGGGAGCAGACGCAGCACGGGCAGCAAUCGCCUUCUCCUUCUUCUCCAUAAUCACAUGGGCUGGCCUAACAGUGCGUGCAGUCCAGAAGUACCUUCUGGGUACAGACAUGACCCUGUUCACCACUGAGCACAUGGACGGCGCCGCGCCCACCCAGCCGUACCCGUCCAAUUCGCCGGGCAGCGGCCCGGCCGAGACCACGGAAGCCUACCAGAGCCCGCCCUUCACCGAGAACAACACGGCCCCCACAUACCAGGUUCCCAUUUACUAGGACAGACGGACGUGACGGUGGAAGGAUUGCAGAUGAGAGAGAAAGUAGCUUUCUGUGAUUUCUGUUUCAAGUGAAGCUGUUUAUGAGUUGAUCCGGGGCGCAGUUUUCAGUCGCUGUUAGAAAAGGCUAAAAAAAAAAAAAAAAAAAAAAAAGAGAGAGAGAGAAGAAAAUAGUCAGGCGUCUGCUUCUUUGUUUCCUCCUCUCGUUUCCUGACCCCUCCUGAACAUUCCAGCUUUAUCUGCCUUUUUUCUAGACCUGCAGAAAGGAGUUUCCUCCUGCAUCAACGCAGAUAAAUCGAAAUCAAAACCAGAGGAGGGAAAACAGAAGCGGGUCGCAAGUAAAGUGUUUCAAAAACCAUUUUGUCAAAGAGAUGAAGUGCUGAACAAGUUCCACCACAACAAAGCUGUUUUAAAGGCGCUCUCUUGGAGCUCCUUGAUCUUGUUGCUUUCAUUCGUUCAGGUGUCCCCUUUUCUUGCCAAACACUGGGAAUGCUCUUGUUUUCUUUCUUUUUAUAUAUCUUGUUUUUUUUUUUUGUUUGUUUUUUUAAAGCUGCACUGAUAACUCCUCCUGAGCUCCCAGCUGGUGAUCAUCUGCUCUGAAUCUGUACGUUUUCAGAUGUGGAGAUCAACUAAGUGCCAUAUUGUUCGGAAAGUGACUUAGUGCAAUAUCUCACAUUCUUAUGUACUGUAGGGUAGGUACACACUGUACUGUAUUGGAGGUAGAGAGGUCAUAGUCAGGGCAGGUCAACUGUAGGUUCUGUCUCAAAUAACACACUUCUGAAACUCCUGUAAAAUCCUUACCCUGGAAAGUUUCUAAUACAAACAUGCAUAACAAAUGAGCAGCUCUCGAAAUUGAAAUGAUCAUUCCCAGAAUUAGGGUCUUUCUAGGAAUCUUCAAAGAUGUAAACAGCAUCACAGCGGAGAAUAUUUCUUCUCUGCUUUGUCCCGGUAGAUGAAUUCUGAGGCUUUAUUUCAUUCUUGUAGGCAGUUCAGUUUGAUUACAACGAUAACUCAAUUCUCCAAUGCAGCGUUUUACUUUUCUGCAGAACAGAGCAAAAUCUGAAUCAGGCCUUGGGCAGAAUUUUCUUUAGGGGAACCCUUGAGAUUUUUUUUUGUAUGUUUUGUUUUGCGUUUUUGUAUUCCCCUCUUAUUAUGCAGAUAAUUAGUGAACCAAUUAUAAAUAAAUUUUACUUUGUGAUAUAUUUGGUUGACCAUCACAUCAUCUACCUUGAAUUAUUUCUUAUAGGCAUUUCUAGUUAAGUGCUCGUUUUAAUCAUUUUCAUCAAUUUAAUAUUCAUUGAUUUUAUUCUUAUUUUUACAUGCAGUGAAGAAACGAUAAAACUAUAAUCUGACAUUUCUAGUUGGCACACACAGCUGUCCGAGUGCUUAAUUUUUCACAUUUAAAAAAAAAAAGAUCAUGACAUAAUCCUCUGAAAUUUCAAGUGAAAAACCUACACAUGUGCUACAUGUUGAAGGAAAAACCAAAAGCUGCAACAACAUGGAUGAAAAAAAAAGAAGUGACACUUUGUUGAAGCAUCUUUCGUUUCAGUUUUUGCCUUCAGAGUUUGUGAGCAAACAGUCUCAUAAUUCAUCCGUAGUGGAUGAGAAUGUAAAUGAGGUGUGUAAUCUGAGACGGCAUCCUAUGGUAAGAGCGUAAGACGAGGUGUGUAGGGGUUUUCUGGAGAAACUGGGUCCUUUUAUGUUUCCAUUUUUUUUUAACGCUGCCAAACUGCCCUGUGUUUGCUAUUGCACUGUUAGUUUUCCCAGCAUUUUCUUUAGAGGUUAGAAUACAGAUGAGCUUUUGUGGAAGUCAGGUCAAGUCUCAGGCAAAAGAAAGAAGAAUGAAUCUAGAGUUGAUGUCUGAUCCGUCAAUCCUCCAGUCCCGCGUUUAGAUCUGAGGGGGUUAAUCGUGACAUGGAUUGAUGUCGGGAGGAUGUGGGUCACCUUUUGCUCCGAUGUAUAUAGCACCAUCACUUCUGUGCUGUGGUCCACACACACACACACACUCUUGCCAUUCAUCGAUCUGUCGUUGUGAUGAGGGGUUCACAUGAGAGCAACUGAGAUCAUCAUGCAGGAGGAGAAUAACUGAUGUCUGACUUUUUGCCAAAUAAACCUUUUUUUUCUUCCUCCACAUGUUUUUGUGACAGUUUUAGCAAACUCUGUCUUGCGCGCUAACUUAGAUUGUUUAUAAUUCAUCCUAAAUUGUAUACUGAAGUUAUCCAAAGUCCAAAGCAUGAACUCAAGAGGUUUAUUUAUUUUCAAUAAGCAGCACCAAAUGUGAAGACUCUUCUCGGAAGUCUUGUCUAAUGGGUUAUUUCAGCUAUUUAUUUAUUUAUUUCUUAACAGUGGGCUGACACUAAUAUUUUCUCAAAAGUCAGCUUGGCAAGUUGGACUUAAUAACACUUAAACCUUUUGUAUAGAGUUCAUUAAAUAUAUAAAAAAUAAGUCAUUUUUUAAGUUGGCUCCGAGGCGUUUCGCAGAGCUUUGACAAGCAGGCAGUAGAGUUAAAAAAAAUAUGUCCCCAAAAAGAGAAACUCUGGCUCUUCACUCAGUGUUUUUCUCAACACUGUGAUCCUGGAGAUCACUCAUAUAAUUUACACAUGUAGCUGAAUGAGUGGUUAAAUGUGUAAAACAGUUUCAGGUUGUUGGUAUUUCUGCAUCAGGAAACAUCAGCAGGUUGGUACAAAUGAAAGCUGAGUGGAAAAAACUCAAACAAAUUUAAAUGUCCGUUUUGGAUAUAAUAAAAAAAAAACCAGCUUGUCCUUCAGUUUAAUAUUUUCUGUUUAUAUAUAAAAAAAAAACUUUUCAUUUAUGUUUAAUUUCUAAAUUCAGAUGAGGAAAAACUAAUAAUCAAACAUGCACGGAAUCAUGUGGACAAGUCAUUUAUGUUGCGCGUCUGAACCCGACUACUCCCCCUAGUGGUUGACUGACUUGACUGUCACCGUGUUUACAGCGGUACAGCACCAGCCCGCCUGGUGCGUUUGGCCCAAUUCAGUGAAUUUAAACUCUAAAAAGUGAGAUGAAGACAUUUCAUGUGGUGGGAAAUGAUCAUAAUGAUAUUAUUUAAGAGGGAGAGGGUAAAAAAAAAGCAUAAUUGUUUUUGCUUUAAGUCCCUUUUGGGUUAGUGUAAUGAAUUUGGGUUGCUGUCAGGUCAGGAUGUUUUAUCGUUCUCAGUGCUUCAGUCUCUUAUUCAGUCAGUGUGGUAGAUGAUGAUGAUUAUUAAUAAUAAUAAUAAUAAUAAUAAUAAUAAUGAUACAAGCAUUCUCUGUGUUUUGUGCUCUGCCCUAUGUACACUAUGUGGUAUUGGUUGAUUGUAAAAAAAAGUACAAAUAAAUAAUUUUAAAAAAUCAAGAA